Messenger RNA from Cyprinodon variegatus (sheepshead minnow), 5650 nucleotides. RefSeq names its product growth factor receptor-bound protein 10-like (gene grb10b). NCBI's taxonomy places the organism in Eukaryota, Metazoa, Chordata, Actinopteri, Cyprinodontiformes, Cyprinodontidae. Gene Ontology annotation, molecular function: insulin receptor binding. The record is from RefSeq and is a predicted model, not a curated record. Gene Ontology annotation, biological process: insulin receptor signaling pathway; negative regulation of insulin receptor signaling pathway; negative regulation of Wnt signaling pathway. The transcript is spliced from 17 exons. Bases 279 to 2171 code for a protein of 630 amino acids.
GGCUGCAGGAGAUGAGUUUCUGCCACUAUUGCUCUCUCUCCUUCCUCCUCCUACUUUCUCCUCCUCCUCCUACCACUGCUCCUGUCUAUCUGUCCAGUCUGGGAAUGUUGACCAACGUGGCCUGAUCCAGUGCUGUAGUGUCCCCCCCUCCCCUACAGACGUUUUUGUCCCACGAGGAUCGGAACCGUCCUGAUCUGAUUUAUCUUUAAGGUUCUGCUCUUUUCACUGGGUAAACUCUCUAUACGCCUGAAAAAAGUUACUGAGAGGUCUCAGAAACGAUGGCGGUGGCUGGAUGUCCAGAUUACUUCCUGCAUCACCCAAAUUAUCAGCAGGACAACAUAGACCGCUCCUCCAAUCAUCGACAGGCUGAUCUAAUUCGUCCAAGCUUCCAGCAAUCAACCAAUCAGAGCUCUCCGAGCCAUCAAGAAGAUGACGUCGACUUAGAGGCACUGGUGAAUGAUAUGAACUCGUCGCUGGAGAGUCUGUACUCCACCUGCAGUGGCCAGCAGACAGAGAUAACACCACUACUGCACAAUGGGCAGAACUCUUAUUCACAGCAUCACCACAACCAUCAUCAUCACCACCACCAUCAUCAUAACACCCAUCACGGCCAACAAAGGCAUCACCACUCCUCUCAGGUGCUGAGCCACGUCUCCCCAGAGCCUCACUCCUCCUCUUCGAAUGUGGAACCCCCUCAGACUAAGCUGAGACGCUCACAGCCCAUGCACAUCCUAGCCGUCAGGAAGCUUCAAGAGGAGGAGCAGCAGUUCAGGACGUCAUCUCUCCCAGCCAUCCCAAACCCUUUCCCUGAGCUCUGCAGCCCAGCAGGCUCCCCAGUCCUCAGCCCUGGGUCACUACCUCCUGGAGAGCCAUCUUCAGGCAAACAUAUUGUGAAGAUCUUCAGUGAGGAUGGCAUCGCCAAAGUUGUGGAGAUACCAGCUGAUAUGACGGUCAGGGAUCUGUGCCAGCUUCUGGUUUAUAAAAGCCACUGUGUGGAUGACAACAGUUGGGCACUUGUUGAACACCACCCACUGCUAGGACUAGAGCGUUGCCUGGAAGACCAUGAGCUGGUGGUUCAGGUCCAGGCCUCCAUGAGCAGCGACAGCAGAUUCCUCUUCAGGAAGAACUAUGCCAAAUAUGAAUUCUUCAGAAACCCCCUGACAUUUUUCCCAGAGCACAUGGUAGCGUGGUGCCAGGAAAGCAAUCAUACAAUUCCACCAUCUCAGCUCCUUCAGAACUUCCUUUCACCCAGCACCUGCCCAGAGAUCCAGGGUCAUUUGUACAUGAAAGAGGUGGGAAGGAAGUCUUGGAAGAAGGUUUACAUGUUCCUCCGCCGCUCAGGACUCUACUGUUCUACAAAAGGAACCUCAAAGGAGCCCAGACAUUUACAGUUACUAGCAGACCUGGAGGACAGCAGCAUCUUCACUGUCAUCACAGCCAAAAAGCAGCACGGUGCACCCACAGACUUCACCUUCUGUAUCAAACCCAAUAAAGCCAGGGGAGAAAUGAAGGAGCUGAGGAUGCUGUGUGCAGAGGACGAACAAAGCCGGACCUGUUGGAUGAGUGCUUUCCGAAUCUUUAAGUAUGGGAUCGUCUUAUACCAGAACUAUAAGGUUCCUCAACAAAGAAAAACGUUGCUUUCACACUUUUCAGCUCCUGUGAGGAGUGUAUCGGAAAACUCCCUUGUUGCAAUGGAUUUCUCAGGGAGGAUAGGCCGGGUGAUUGAUAACCCAGUCGAAGCUCAGAGUGCUGCCAUGGAGGAGGGACAUGUGUGGCGGAAGAGAAAUCGAGUGAAUGCUUUAGGUUCCCACAGUCCCUUACACCAAUCUUCACUAAGCUCAGUCAUCCACAUCGCUCAGCUGUGGUUCUAUGGCAGGAUAACUAGAGAGGAGUCCCAUCGUAUUAUCCACCAGCAGGGAGCGGUAGAUGGGUUGUUUCUGCUGAGAGUCAGUCAGAGUAAUCCAAAGGCUUUUGUACUCACGUUGUGCCAUCAUCAGAAAAUCAAACAUUUUCAGAUCCUACCGUGUGAAGAGGAUGGCCAAGUCUUCUUCAGCCUCGAUGAUGGCGUAACCAAAUUCACAGACCUGAUUCAGCUAGUGGAGUUCUACCAGCUCAACAGAGGGGUCCUGCCUUGUAAACUAAAACACCCUUGCACCGUUGUGGCCUUAUGACACCUCCAGACUAUGUGACUGUCUGAAAAAUUGAUCUGAAUUUGCCUGAAAGUAUCAGACAAAGCAGAAAGGAUCUCUCCUUCUUUCUAUGGUUAACCUUUCCAAGAAGCUGGUGAAUUGACUGAUGUUUCGCUGUCGUCGUUUUCUAUUGUGAGCCUGCUGGAGGUUUGCUGACUGGCUGGAUUUUAUUUUAUUUUUUCUCAUUUUUAUCCUUUUUUUCUUGGACCUUUUAUGGAAACUGGUGCACGACUCGCUCCUUUGGUUUCACUUUUAAGAAAAAAUGACAAAGACUAAAGAUAUAAACACUGCCGUUUUGUGUCGUCACUGUUGCAAAUCGCUCCAUGAGAUGCCAACAAAACUCAUCAAUAAGCUUGUGGGACUCGAGGCCUUCUCUCAGAGCUCAAGAAAAGAAACUGGACAAUCAGCAGGACAGUUAAAGCUUUUGUGUCGACCACUCUGUUUCCUUCCAACAAACUGCAGUGUCAUGCAAGCUGUUAUUGACACGUUUUCAAAGUACAAACCACAGAUGGAGACUUUAUUUCCUGUUGGUUUUUAACUCAGUACAGGUGCAUAUGGCCUUUAACUGUACAAGGCAUUUCCUCUGGCGCAAUACUCAACCAGAUAAGAUGCCACUCCUCUAUGAUGUUAGUGGCAUGAAUGGAAAUGUUCAAAAUUUACUGCUAAUUAGAUCUGAAGGCACCUGCAUUCAAUCCCGCCUAAUCUUUGCAAUAAUAAUAAUAAUGUUAAAUCUGCACUGUUCACACUUCUAGACAUGUUUUUAUUCUUUACAAUUACUCUUUCUUUAAUAAUUCAGUUUUUAUGUCUUAUCUCCCCACCAUCUGAAUGUUUUUUAGAUCUAUAUUUGUCACAUUAGCCACAACAGAUCACUUGGUGCUUAUUAUUCUGGAUUGGGGCGUUAAAGAUCUUUGCUUGGAAAUAUCAAAAAAAAAAAAAGAUCCAUUCACAGAUGAACUGAGUGGUUCAGGUUAAAGUGUCCAGCAGCAGUCAGAGGAGCUUUAGCCAGACAGACAGCUAAUUGUAUUGUUGAGUAUCUUAUAAGUUCAGGUAUUUAGUAUAAGCAGACUGGGACUCGGACUGUAUUGCUUUUUAGAAGGCUGCAUUCAUAGAAAUUUUCCGUUGAUUAAACUGGGUCGUUUUAAGCUUCAGAUGAAGAAACAUGAGGAUGAAUUCUGUCAUUGGAAUUUCCCCCAAACAUCUGUACUUUCACACUGGACUAAGACUGCAAUGCAGCACUAAAACUGGCCUCAGCAGGUUCCUGGAAAGGUAUCCAAUGUUUUCCAUAUAAGACCUGAUGGAGGCUUAAGUUCUCCACCUGUUUUUAGCAGAACUAUGUUACGGUAUUUAAACUUGGCUACUCUCUCAGGUCGGCAACGCUGAGUGGAGGGAAGCAAUCACAUCUCUAAAAUGUAAAGAUCACAUCUCUAAAUUGUGCAUGUGGGGUUCUUGUUAUGACAUAGGGGGUUGGGAGGUUGUAGGUUUAUAAAUCUGAAUAAAAAAAAUAAAAAGAUUUUUAAAGAGAAGCAUUUUCUUCAUAUAUAGAUAUAAGAAUGAGAGAAAAAUAAGAGGAAGAAAAGGUGCAAUUAUAGCUUUAUAUUGUGUAUAAUGUAAUUAUUCAAUGUAGCUCAAUAAUUACAUUCAAUGCAUAAUUGAAUGUUGUUUAUUAUCUAAAUUUACAAUAGAUUACUGAUAUAAAAUAAAACAUUUGGCUUUGAUAACCCCAGCAAACCUUCCGGAGGCGAGAUCUAUUAACAACAGCACAUUUUCUGCUACAUGGUACUUUGCACCGCAGUUGCCUUCAAGAUUCAGAUCCAUUUUCAAAGAUUUGGCAACGCACUGAGAUCCUGGAGACGUUUAGAUACUCUUAUUCCAGUGUGAAACGGGCCUCACCAUAUGACAGGAAACAGGCAGGAUUCUAUAGAUUCUGUGAGCAUCAUUAUUACCAGAUCAUGCCCUGUUCAGUUUUUCAUUUGCUCGAUUAACUACCACCUGAAAACAGCCUGUCUAGAAAUAUGGUGUAGUGUCCUCUGUAAAGUGGCCUUUUAACCCUUUGGCUUAUCUGUACACAAACAAUAUUAAACAAGUCAUUCUUACAUUAAAUGAAAAGUCUAUAGAAGCUGCUGGUGUUAGAAAAUCUAUUUAAACAGAAGCACAUUUGAAAUACAUUUAAUACACAGGUUGUAAACCCUCUCUGCCUCAUUCAUUCAUUCAUCAUACAGAAUAUAAACUGCUUUUGAAUGUCGCUAAUAGGAGAUGGAUUGUUUGAGAUAAUGUUAGUGGGGUCUAAUGUAAUUCUUUCAAGUAAUGCCUGUUUAUUUGUGUUUCAUUUUCAUAUCAGUCUGUAUAACAGCAGGAGUUGUCGCUGAAAAUGUUUUCUUGAAAAGAUUGCUCAUUUGGUUCCCCUUUGUAAUUGUUUAAGACCGUGUUUCUUUUUUUCUUUCCAGCUUAUUUCGAGCUAAUGAGUUUCACUGCUGCAGUUGUAUUUUUGCUUUUUAUAAACAGGAAAUUAGUGAAAGGCAAAACCCAGUUAACUGUAAACUCAAUGUAUAAGCUUGAAGCUCUUGUUUUUUAUUCUUCCUUUUUGUCACUUCACACAGGCCGCCGCCAAUGUUUAGAAUAUCCUGCUGUGAAAUGUCUCUCAUUAAUAGCAGUCUUUUAUCAUUUGUUUUCUCUAGUCUAGGGCUUUUUUUUGGUUGCCUUGUUUAACUAAACAGCUGGUACUUUUGUUUUUUUAAAUACACGUACGUUUGUGAACCGACAGCCAUCUUUUUUUGACCAGCAGGUUGUUAAAGGAUUUGUUUAUGAACUGAGAUGCAGAAACGCAGCACUACGUUGUCCCUCUGUGUAAGGUUGUCAUAAUUUAUCUAAGAUGCAAUGCCAUUUUUAUUUCUUUUUUUUAUUAUUUGUUUGUCUGGUUUUUAUUGAUGCAGCGAUGUGUAUUUAUUUAUCAGGUUGUGACUGAUUACUUGAAAAUUUUAGAUUAUUUUUGUUCUUUCUCAGCGCUGUUCUCUACUGUUUUCACUUGUCAUUACCAUGCAAUCAUUGUGACUAUUGUAAUUGUAAGGACAUUACCUGAAUUGAUGUUUUUAGUUUUUGUCUUGAAUACUUUAAAAAAAAAAAAAUUAGAGAUUCACAAAUCAGAAUUUUGUGGCCAUUCUCUCCCAUUUUAUUUUGGACCAUCACAUACUCUUUUUAGCCUCCAGUUAAUCUAAGAAAUAUAAGACAGGAUGACGUAAAAACAGAAUUUAAGUAUAAUUAUUAAGCCUUCUGUUUGCGGGUGUUCAAUAAUUGUUUAUAUAGGAGCAGGGGGAAUGUCACACCAAUGUGUAGGAGAAAUCAUACAAAACCUGCCCUGCUGAUUGUUUCUAACAAAGACAAAAUAAUAAUGGGUUUUUAAAUUUGUUUACCAAUUUAUAAUGAUGGGUUGCAAAAUUAGUGGUACUAAAACUGCUGUAAAACAA